This is a messenger RNA of Colossoma macropomum (tambaqui), 1275 nucleotides long. RefSeq names its product tumor necrosis factor, alpha-induced protein 8-like 2b (gene tnfaip8l2b). Bases 332 to 892 code for a protein of 186 amino acids. Gene Ontology annotation, cellular component: cytoplasm. Gene Ontology annotation, biological process: regulation of apoptotic process. The transcript is spliced from 3 exons. Lineage: Eukaryota; Metazoa; Chordata; Actinopteri; Characiformes; Serrasalmidae. The record is from RefSeq and is a predicted model, not a curated record.
AGAGUGAGAGAGAGAGAAGGGUGGAGAGAGUGUGUAUGUGUGUGUUCGUGUGGUGAGGGUGAGAGAGAGAGAGAGAAAGAGAGAGAGAGACAUGCACACUUAGGGGUGUGUCUUAGACAAUUAGUUCCUCAAGGAAGUACAAGUCAAAUUAUCUUGAAACAGAGUGGCGAGCAGAUCAGAGAGUUUGUCUGAAAGAUUUCAUGCUGUUCCCGCCUUGUCUGAAGAGAACAUUUCACCUAAAAAGAAAAUCUGGAUGUUAAUCACCUGAUCUGAGCACAGGAGGAGGACCGAGACUUAACAGAGAGGAGGGAGGGCAAAGAAAAACGCAGAAAUGGAGAACUUCAGCUCCAAGGACUUGGCUAUGAAGGCCCAGAAAAAAAUUCUCAGCAACAUGGCCAACAAGUCAGUAGUGCAGAUGUUCAUCGAUGACACUAGUAGCGAGAUUCUGGACGAGCUGUAUCGUGUGUCAAAGGAGUUCACGGGGAGCCGCACAGAGGCCCAGAAAGUGAUUAAGGACCUGAUUAAAGUGGUAGUGAAGAUUGCUGUGCUUUUCAGACACAAUCGCUUCAGUGAGGAGGAGCUCUCUUUAGCCCAGACCUUCAAGAAGAAACUACACCAAGGAGCCAUGACAGCAAUCAGCUUCCAUGAGGUGGAGUUCACCUUUGAACAGACGGUGAUGUCAGAGAUCCUAACUGCAUGCAGAGACAUGCUACUGAAGCUCGUGGCCACUCACCUCACGCCAAAAUCCCACGGACGCAUCAACCACGUCUUCAACCAUUACUCUGACCCUGGGCUCCUCACUCAGCUUUACAAUCCAGAUGGCCCAUUCAAGUCCAAUCUCAACAAAAUAUGUAACGGACUCAACAAACUGUUGGAGGAGGGCAAGUUAUGAGAGCACUGUGGCAGUGGGACUCUUAACAGUAUUGCUUUAAAGGGACCACCAAAGUGCUGGACUACAGCAAAGCUAGACGAGAAACCUAAACAUUGAACACAUGGUGACUAACUCUGCUGACAAUCUCUGGUCCUGUUACAGCUCAACACUGUGGUGUGGCUCUUCCACGAAAAUCACAUUUCAUGUCCUUGCUGACAGCACAAGGUCAACUGGAUCAACGUUACUUUUUGAACUUAAACCAGUGACAAUGAAAUCAACUAAAACAUUUUAUUUGGUGUGGCGAGUUGUUAAACAGAGCUCUUACAGACUAAAAACGUUUGCUAAUAUUUCAACUACUAGAUUUUCAGUCUGUUUUUGAUGAUAAACCUUUUCUUUCAAGGUUA